GUGGUGUUUCCAGUUGGAACUGGUCCACUCUGCACCUAGCAGCCUAGUCAUCAGAUAGUACUACCUCGGUCUCUAAAGAUAGCUACUCAUUGAUGACUCAUUCCUAAGCUCUAAACAGUAUAAAAUCAAGCAAAUCUGGUGUCUUUAAACUACUUGAUCAUCUGAAAUAAUUAUGCAAGGAGGGCUUGGUCGAGGUAGCUUGUUCAAUACUCCCCAGGGUGGACUGGGUGGACUGGGCAGAGGUCUCGGUGGUGGUGGUUUAGGUGGGACUGGUGGAGGAUUGUUUGCCACAAAACCCGGCGGACUGUUUAGUGGGGGAGCUACACAGAGCACAGGAGGUGGACUCUUUGGUCAGCAAUCUAUGGGCCAACAAACCCCAGCUGCUCAAACUGGGGGUGGCCUGUUUGGUGCUGGAAACACGGGGGGAGGUCUCUUCCAAACCCCUCAGGGAGGAGGUCUAAAUCAACAAAAGAGUUUCGGUGGAGGUAGUAUCUUUGGGAAUUCCCCCUCUCUGGGGGGCGUGUCCACUGGUGGACUUGGUGGUGGUGGUCUUUUAGGUGGCGGUGGUGGAGGGUUGUUCUCACAGCCACAGGCCACACCUGCUACUGGUGGCCUCUUUAGCCGACAACAGAGCACUGUUUCUGGCUUGGGGGGUACCUCAGGAGGCGGUCUAUUUGGAAACAAAGGCUUGGGUGGUCUUAGUACCGGCCUGGGUGGUGGUCUAGGAGGAGGUCUGGGGACAGGCAUGAGUGUCAAGUUUGAACCAAUGCCAGGAACAGAUACUAUAAGUAAAAACGGCGUUAAUCACUCAGUCGCCACCAAGCUUUACUGCAUCAGUGCAAUGAAGCAGUAUGAAACACAGAGCCUUGAGGAGAUUCGUAUAUCUGACUACCAAGCCGGUCGUAAAGGUUCCAGCGGCGGAGGAGGGCUGGGCACUGGGCUGAGUCUGGGGGGAGGGCUCAUGGGAGCACAGGCUGGUGGCUUAGGAGCAGGAGGACUAGGAGGAGGAUCCAUUUUUGGACAGAGCAAGCCGUUAGUAGGAGGUCUUGGUGGUGGUGGUGGUUUGUUUAGUCAGAGCUCCCAACAGCCGACACUUGGAGGGCUGGGUACUAUCACCUCUACCGGUGGAGGACUCUUCUCGCAGCAACAGCAGCAGCUGGGAGGAGGAGGGCUAUUCAGUAACACCAACACACUGGGUGGACUCGGAAAUACAGCUGGAGGUGGUAUGUUCAACCAAGUGAGUCAAGCAGGUGGGCUCGGUGGACUAGGAACUACUGGCCUUGGGGGAGGUAGUCUAUUUAGCCGAGGAGGAGUCACUGGACUCGGCACUAGUCUACAAUCAAGUCAAGCUGGAUCUCUGUUCAACAAGCCACUAGGAACCAUGUCUACCCUGGGAGGGGGUCUCUCUCUAGGCAUGGGACAGACUGGCCUAGGAGGAGGUGGGCUAUCUUUAGGAGGAGGUAUUGGUGGCAAUACCAACUUCGGCAGUGGUCUGGGCACUGGACUGGGUAUGGGUGGCCAGUACGGUCUUGGAGCUGGUAAUCUCAAUAGAGGAGGUCUGGGAAUGGGCUAUGGUACUGGACUGGGUGUUGGGAUGGGAACACUCGGAGGAGUACAAAACACAAGCAUGGGCCAAUCCUCCCUCCAGAGUGUGUCCCUCCAACAGCAGCAGGCCCAUCUCAAUCAGCAACUAGAGAACCUAGCUAACUCUCCAUUUGGUGACUCCCCUCUCUUCCGAAGUGCCCUAUCAGACGCUGCCAAACGUAAGAGCAAGGAAGGCUCCACCCCUGUUCUAUCUAAAGCCACACCCACCCACUCUCCGCACUACAAGGUCAACAUGCGUCCAUCUCCGAGACUCAAGCCAAAGUCUUUGAACUCUCCAAUGAGACAUCAACAGAAGCUGCAGCUCUUUGACGGACUUGAUGAUUCCAACGCAUCAUCAAUGGCUGGAGGAAGCGGGGAGACCUUUGUGCCUCGCAGUAUCAAGACCCUUAGGAUGAAGCCAAAACCAUCAAAGCCUCUGUUAGAGUCAACACCACCUCCCCUUCCUGAUACACCGGUGGUAGAGGCCACACCCUUUUCUUCUCGUACGGCUGCAUUCCGACCAACUCCCACUAUUUCCACGCUGCAUCAGCAGGAUGUCAGUAUGAGCAGCCCCCAAACCUCACUCCUGGCCACACCCCUCGAAAAACCAGUUCCUAUCAGGCCUCGGACCACACCCACUACUAGUGCGAUUGCCACGCCCCUCAGUGUGGGAGCGUCACCAACAGACACAUCCACACCCGCAAAGGGAAUUUCCCCCGCCGGGUCUCGCUCGGACACAGGGUCACUGACACGCUCACCCCUCAGGCCAAGACGAUGUGCUGUCACUCUUCCCCUUGGAUACCAUACCAUCCCUCCAUUGGAUGAACUAGACUCCAUAGCAACAGGCUCCACCUGCCUUGUCCAGAACUUCACUAUUGGUAGACAGAGCUACGGAGAAAUUCAUUUUCCUGGACUCACUGACGUGUACGGGAUGAACCUGGAACAGAUCGUGACAAUCGACUCCAAAGAGGUGGUGGUGUACCCUGACGACAGGAAGAAACCUCUGGAGGGGGAGGGGCUCAACAAGAAGGCGGUGGUGAGCCUGGAGGGGAACUGGCCCGUGGACAAGAGCACUCGAGAGCCUAUCAAAGAUCCAGACAGGAUUGAGAAGAUGGGAUAUGUAAACAAACUGGAGAGAAUGACUGACAAGAUCGGUGCCACGUUUCUAGGCUACGAUCCCAACUCUGGAGUGUGUCGGUUUGAGGUGAGCCAUUUCUCCAAGUACAAGCUGGUGGCUGACGAUGAAUCCGACGAUGAGAAUGGACAGGAUGUGGGCGGAGUCAAGAAGCUAAAGACUCAGGAGGGCAGCAAACAGCCGACCACUGCUGCCACGGUGACAGUGCAGCCGGUGAGACCUGUCCUUGCACCUCGUCAACCUACCACUACAGUAAUGCGUACCGAUCAAGAUGAGGACAUGUCAGACGAUGAUGGGUUUGAGGAUGCAAUAGGCGUGGCCGACUCGUAUAAACCACACCCACUUCCAAUGUCCCAGCAGUUGGCGGCUACCAUGGGAGUGCGUACUCACAGGGUGCAAGUUAUGAAGGCGUCAUUCUUUGGACAAGAAGAACCCCCAAAACGAUCUCAGACUCCACCUCUUCAACUGGGCCGACAGGGCUUACUGAGGGGACCUCAACGGAUCACCCCCCUUAUACCACAAACCACACCCCUUGCUCAACGGACAGUGAAUGUAAACCACACCCCUCCAGCUUCAGUACUACAAGCACAAUCUUCAGUACUGCUGGCCAAUCAGGGCCUCCAGACGUUGGUUCCUUAUAAAGACAGUAUAGUGAAGGGACGAGAACGCCGCAUCGCUGAUUUGGGGCUGUUUAUGGGGAAAUCGUUUCGCGUGGGAUGGGGACCACACUGGAGUCUGUCUCAUUCCGGUGUUCAGCUGUCUCGUUCUCAAGUUCAUUCUGGGAGUAUGUUUGGUGGAUUUGGACGUCCUGUGUCAGCGAGUAGUGGACUACCAGUGAGGGCCGUGGUGGAGAGGGUGGCUGUGACGGAGGGUAGCCAGGACACCUCAGCAUACUAUACAAAAUUUCUGGAGGUUCAACUCAGUCACACUCAGUUCUCUGCCAACCCCACACAAGCCACUCCCACUUCGGGCAGCAGACUCCUCCACGCACUAACAGAUCUCGUACAGGCCACGCCUACAGACAGUCAGGCUGCGGAACAACUCAAGAGGGCUCUGGAAUUAGCCGUGGCUCUUUGGGGGGACUUGCCGGGUGAUUGUGACCCUGAUCCAGAGUCGUAUGAGGUAGUCGUGGCUCGAAAGCGGAAUGUUUACAAGUGGCUGAAGAGCACCAACAGUGAAGCAACAAGCAGAGAUUCUGAUGCAGAGAACUACCUGAAGACGUUGUUUAGCCUUGUUGCUGGACAGCAGCUGAGUGAAGCAUGUCACCUUGCCCACGAGAAGGGAGACUACCGACUAGCCCUCCUCCUCAGUCAGGCCACUCAGAACACCAUUGUCAACAGGGUAUACAUACGGAAGCAGCUGGAAGAGUGGAAGAGACACGGUACAGAUCGACACAUUGACCCCGAGCGACUGAAACUGUAUGUGCUCUUGUCUGGUGAGCUAGUCUGGGAGCUGUCUAUGGACAGGAGAAGAGACACCUCGGAGGUGGCAAGAGUGGUGAAGGUGUGCAAGGACCUGGAUUGGAAGAGAGCAUUGGCCCUCCACUUGUGUUAUGUGGUUGCCCCUUCCUCAAGUGUCUCCUCUGCUGUAUCCAGCUACUUCAACUCUUUCCAGGGUGACAAUCCGAAUGCUGCUUGCCCUCAACCUCCGUACUUGGAGUCAGGCCACACCCAUUGUAACAUGCAUCUCCCCUCGGAUACAUGCUUCCACCUCCUUCAGCUGUACUGCCAGCAAGACCACAGUCUGGAGCAGACUCUCGACCCCUCCUCAUCAGUACCUCAUCACCUCGACUAUGGGAUUAGUUGGCUGCUAUGGUCUGUUUUCACGGCACUGGGCUACACUCACAUGGAAUCCAUACGACAGGCACAGCUACACACCAGUUUCUCUACCCAGUUGGAGCGUGAGGGUGUGUGGCAGUGGGCGGUGCUUCCUCUACAACACAUUUCCGACCCUCCACAUAUGGAGAACGCAAUCCGAGAGCUUCUAGCACGAAACUGCUCCUCCAGUGAAGAGCUUUCUGAGCAGGAGGUGUUUGUGAUUGAGCAGUUACAUGUGGCCCGAGAGUGGGUGUUUGCUGCUAAGGCCCUCAGGGCACACUACGAGAAUAACUAUGAGCUGGAGGCGUGGCACUUACUGGAGGCUGGCCAAUGGAAUGAUUCUCACACUGUUAUCGUUCAACAACUUGCAGCUGAUGCCAUUAUCAAUGAUGUGAGCGAGGACUUGCUCCAAAUGCUGAAGGUGUUGUCUGAUUCGAAUAGGUACAGCUGUAUUGCCAACUGGGACACUGGGGGAUCGGUCUAUUUGGACUUCCUGAGUAUUGGUGAUCAGCUGAUCUCAAAGAGUGAGGAAUUGGCCGAGGGUUCUGGUCAGUUAUUGGAUGAGCUGAUUCUGGGUCUCAAUACUCUGGCCGACAGGAUUGGACAGCUGCCCUGCUCCACACCCAAAGAAACUUUGUGUCAGGCAGAGAUGGCCAAGAAAACUGCUACUUACACAAAACUGGUCCUUUCACUUAAGUACCCGGAAGACUCUGGACAGCUGUAUGCUGAGUUGUCACGGACACUAAGCCGCCUUCCCCUGCCCUCAGACUAUGCCCUGGUGGAGUACAGACAUCUGAUUCAGCCGUGCCUCAAUCAACUGGCCAAGUGCUACUGAUCAUAGAAAUAACUCUCUCUGGACUUAUUUUGAGUAUAAAUACAACUAGUCUGUUCUGUUCCCUUUUUUCUUUCUGAGAUGCACAUGCUGUAACUGCAAAGAUGUAUUACUACACCAUUCAUUUUAUGUUGAAUCAAUGUCUUGUUCUAAUUAUAGCCAUGUUGCAAAUG
Molecule: messenger RNA, 5541 nt
Organism: Halichondria panicea
Lineage: Eukaryota; Metazoa; Porifera; Demospongiae; Suberitida; Halichondriidae
Product: nuclear pore complex protein Nup98-Nup96-like
Exons: 28
Coding region: 173-5371 (1732 amino acids)
Biological process (GO): protein import into nucleus; RNA export from nucleus; post-transcriptional tethering of RNA polymerase II gene DNA at nuclear periphery
Cellular component (GO): nuclear pore; nuclear pore cytoplasmic filaments
Molecular function (GO): RNA binding; structural constituent of nuclear pore
Source: RefSeq, a predicted model, not a curated record